CCAACGUGCUUAAACAAAGACCGUUGAUCUCAUCCCACGAUACACCUUACAGUAUAUAUACACACAAAUAGAGAGCGUCGUUACUUGUGCCAAACUUAUCUCCAAACAAUUUCUUUUCUCGAGAAAAAUUUAGAAUGUUUACUGACUCUCUCGUAAGAUUCUCAGAGUUCGUAGCCGACUCCAUCAUCAUCGCGUUCCUCGUCGUCUUCUCUCUCCGUCUCUUCUUUAGAUUCGCUAGUUUCCUCGCGAGCCGUUCUUGGCGACGUUACCGUACGUUCACGGUCCAUCGUCGGAGAUGGAUAAGAAGAGCCGCGGCGGAUGAAAAACAUUCGUCGACGACGUAUUGUACGAUUUGUUUGGAAGACGCGGCGGAGGGAGAGAGGAUGAGGAGGAUAACGGCGUGCAGCCAUUGUUUCCACGCUGAUUGCAUCGAUCCGUGGCUGGAGAAGAAGUCCACGUGUCCUCUGUGUAGAGCUCAGAUUCCUCCGGCGCCUCCCGGAAACCCUCUGCUCGCGCUUAUUGUUCCUCCCGGCGUGUUUGAGAUGUUUACCAAAGGAACCUUCCCGGACGCGGCGUCAUCGUCAACAAUAUUUGAUUAAUUUAAUUAGGACUACUAAAACACGAGUUUAUCAAUGUUUUUUUAGAAAUUAAUUAAUCUACUCAUUCAUUUAUAUUGUCCUUGUAUUUUUUUUUAACUGUAUAGUUCUUUCCUGAAAUUUGGAAUAUUGAACCAUAUGAACAAGACAAUACAAACCUCUAACAUGUUAUCUUGUGGAGAAAGUGACAGUAUUAUUAGUUAGUGUUUUUAUAAUACACUUCCUAAAGAUGUUUGUUUUUCUUCACCACUUUAGAAAUUUUCUUACCAACUAUUAUCUAAUCCACCACCCAAUACAGUUGCUUUUUGUCUCCAAAACUAAAAGGAAGGAAACCUGAGUCCAGAAAACAACAACCGAAAGCCCAAAAGAAAUCUAGUUAAUACCCAUACUUAAGAAGGAACCAAACAGAACCAAAAUUAAACCCGACCAAGUUAAAAUCAAACUAGAAAAACGGUUGGCAAUAAAACUCUUCACCCACUCAAACCGUUGGCAAUAAACCAAGACUUCUCAAAUUCUUCCUCGAGCGUAUCUUUUGCGAGUAUCGCGAUUAGGGUUAGCCACCAAGAGAUCCAUCAGUCUGUAGAGCUAGCAAACCAGAGUGCAAGCAAGUCAGAUGAGAGAGCAGCGGUGGAGUCACGAUAACUGAGCGCCUUGUUCCUUAUUAGCCGAUCAAUCUGGCUAGAGAUGAGAGUAGCAAAUUUGAAACUUUGGCGAUGUAGCCGGUGAUUUCUUUCGGUCCAAAGAGAGUAGAUCGUGGCCUGCCAAGCUAAUAGGAGGAAUUUCUUUGCUUCUCUAGUUCCCCUGAAUGACUGUAAGCUUUGAAGAGUUGACGACCAAGACAUGGUAGGAGUAAGAGAGCACCUUCGGGAGAUAGGAGCCCACACUGGCCAACUGAAAGGGCACUCGAAUAGUAAAUGAUCCCGACUUUCAUCCGCCGAUCCGCAUAGAAGACAAUUAGGGUCCACCUGCAAGCCCUAGUUCUUCAACCUAUCCCGAGUUGGACAACGAUUCAACACAAAUAACCAGGUAAGGAAAUUAUAUUUCGGGAUUCCCCCCGAGGACCAUACUAUCUUGUGCCACGGUACUGAUGGUUGGGUUACCUUGAUAGCCUUAUAGUUGUGUUUUUCUUGGUCAACUACUAAAUUUUAUUCCAACCCCUGAAGAGGCAAAUAUCGACAUAAGAAUUUAGAAGUAAGUUAAAACUGCCAACGAAUCCGGCACUACGUGUGGUAGAAGAAGGGAAUAACUAAAAAAAAAAAAAGAGAAAUAAAUUUCUGAUAUCAGAGAAAUAUCCUGAUCUGAACUCAAUAGAGCAGAUAUAGUGAUUAUUGCACUUGUAAUGAAGUCAGACUAUUUAACUAUAUAUAUGUGAAUGGGAUCGAUGCUUUUUGGUA
This is a messenger RNA of Camelina sativa (false flax), 1990 nucleotides long. RefSeq lists its product as uncharacterized. The record is from RefSeq and is a predicted model, not a curated record. Lineage: Eukaryota; Viridiplantae; Streptophyta; Magnoliopsida; Brassicales; Brassicaceae.